This is a messenger RNA of Sesamum indicum (sesame), 729 nucleotides long. RefSeq names its product NADH dehydrogenase [ubiquinone] iron-sulfur protein 4, mitochondrial-like. The record is from RefSeq and is a predicted model, not a curated record. Gene Ontology annotation, biological process: electron transport chain. NCBI's taxonomy places the organism in Eukaryota, Viridiplantae, Streptophyta, Magnoliopsida, Lamiales, Pedaliaceae.
UUCGGUCGCCCCAAAUUAAUCUACACUCCAAGAGAGAGAAGGAAACCAGUUUUGUGCAGCGAAUCAGGCUAUUUGCAAUGGCGAGCUCUCUGCAACGGCUGGCAAGUAAUUCCAGCAAGGCUUAUCGAUCUGCUUUGGCUCCAUUUACGAGAGCGUUCUCCACGGGGGAUACCUUAGUGGAAAUAAGACCCGGAGAGAUCGGUAUGGUUUCCGGCAUCCCACAAGAGCACCUCCGCCGAAGGGUCCUGAUUUUUUCACCUGCUCGAACUGCUACCCAACAAGGAUCCGGAAAGGUCGGGAGAUGGAAAAUUAAUUUCAUGUCCACACAGAAAUGGGAAAAUCCAUUAAUGGGCUGGACAUCCACUGGAGACCCAUAUGCAAAUGUUGGUGAUUCUGCAUUAAGUUUUGACAGUCAAGAAGCUGCAAUAGCUUUUGCCGAGAGACAUGGUUGGGAAUACACAGUGAAGAAGCACCAGACUCCAUUAUUGAAGGUGAAGUCAUAUGCGGACAACUUCAAAUGGAAGGGCCCUCCAAAGGAAGAGGCGAACUAAUUCGCUUAUACAAUGUUUUUUCCUUCGCGGGCUUUUUAGCUCGUAACUACUAGUUGAAAUCGACCUCAGAUCAAAUUUUUUCUAUUCAUUUUUAGUUUUAAAUUUUUGAAACAGUGGUAAAAAUAGAACAUGCUUGUUUAUAUAUAUUCUAAGUGAAAGUGGUUUAUUAUCAUUCUCA